Molecule: messenger RNA, 1156 nt
Organism: Boleophthalmus pectinirostris (great blue-spotted mudskipper)
Lineage: Eukaryota; Metazoa; Chordata; Actinopteri; Gobiiformes; Gobiidae
Exons: 12
Coding region: 231-1139 (302 amino acids)
Biological process (GO): protein deubiquitination
Cellular component (GO): cytosol; nucleus
Molecular function (GO): cysteine-type deubiquitinase activity; cysteine-type endopeptidase activity
Source: RefSeq, a predicted model, not a curated record
UUCAAAUGCAAAAAGGAGUACGGAUACUCCAUAUGGCCUCAGGAAUCAGGGGAUGACUUGUUACCUCAACAGUGUCCUACAGCUGCUUUUCCUGACCCCAAAUUUUCACAACAGAUUUUUAAACUUGUCCUUGGAAUUCAGUAUAAUUCUAGCCUGGAUUAUUUCAUUGUAUGGGAAUAAACUUGGUUAUCGCAAUGGAGACAAGUUAAUGGUCAGAUCUAUGGAGAAGCAUGACUGCACAUAGUAAGAACUCAUGUUUUUCAAGAUUGUGCUCAGACAUGAAAACAGACCGGGAAUUAAAAAGGCUCUUUGAAAAUCUGAAGGAGGGUCCAUGUGGAACAGAGAAAAUUACAGAGCACUUUGAGAUUCAUGAUGUCCAUAGACAGCGUGAUGCUGCUGAAUACUUGGAGUUCAUCUUAAAUCGACUCAGUCCACAGGCAUCUGAGAUCUUUCGCGGAAAUAUGUCCUACUCAACAAAGUGCCCCAAAGGCCACAUUAUCAAUGAAGAGACAAACCCUUUCUGGACUCUUCCUUUACCCUUGACCAAAGACCAAAACAAUGAAGUCUACUGUGUGGAGAGUGGACUUGAAAGGUUAUUCCAGUCUAAAAUGUUGAAACCGUACUGCAAUGACUGUGGUGAGAAUACAGUGGCAGAAUAUAAAUGUGGAGUGAAGGACCUUCCUCAGGUUUUGGUUCUCCUUCUGAAAAGAUUUGUGCUUGAUUACAGCACUGGGUCACACGUCAAAUCCAACUGCCCAGUCGACAUACCCACUUCAUUGCACAUAAAGGGAAUAAAGUACGACCUCUAUGGCAUAGUGCACCACUGGGGUAGUCUUAGAAGUGGUCACUACACAGCAACUAUCCGGUCCAGUGAAACAUGGUACGAGUUCAAUGAUCAUUUGGUCCAAGAAGCUGAGGAGCAACCAUCUGAACACCACAGAGCAAAACCAUCUGAUAGUGCAUAUCUACUUGCAUAUAAAGUUUCAGCAACAGCAACAGCAAUAGAGAUUCUACCAGACCCAAUGCCCCCACCACGCCCAACUUUUAACCGAAGAAAUGUAUUUCUGAUUGUCCUUGGUGCAUUCAUUUUGUUGAUAAUAUUAGUACUAAGUUUAAGCCUGGGUUUAACACAGAAAUAAAGGGAAUGGACAACUGG